AAGUCCUUCAUCCUGCUGAGUGCAGCAUCACACUGACAGACUUCAGCCGAAGAAGUGAGCUGCGUUGCUUUCGUACGGAAGUGACAGUACACUCAGCACCGUAGAAGCAAACAACUCACUGAUUAAGGUUUUGUGCGAACAAGUUGUCUACAUAGACCACAGUUUAUAUUUGUCCUGUGACGUGUUUAUUGUGAGCACACGGAGAAGAGCAUGGGCCGUAAAGUGACCUUAUCAACAUGCUCUUUAAAUCAGUGGGUUCUGGACUUUGAAGGCAACACGGAGAGAAUAUUGAAGAGUAUCGAGGUAGCAAAGGCAUAUGGAGCCAAAUAUCGGCUGGGUCCAGAGCUGGAGAUAUGUGGGUAUGGCUGUGCAGACCACUUCUAUGAGUCAGACACACUGCUUCACAGCUUCCAGGUCCUGAGGACUCUUCUGGAAUCCCCGAUCACCCAGGACAUAAUUUGUGACGUGGGAAUGCCUAUCAUGCAUCAUAAUGUGCGCUACAACUGCCGUGUCCUCUUUCUGAACAGAAAAAUCCUGCUAAUCAGACCUAAGAUGCUGAUGGCCAAUUCUGGCAUCUACAGAGAGAUGCGUUGGUUCUCACCUUGGAGUCGGUUAAGACAGGUGGAAGAGUAUUUCCUGCCUAGAAUGAUCCAGGAAGUAACUGGCCAGGACACCGUCCCAUUUGGGGAUUGUGUGUUGUCCACUAAGGACACCUGUAUUGGCACGGAAAUCUGUGCAGAACUCUGGAAUCCCAACAGCCCUCAUAUUCAGAUGGGGCUGGAUGGUGUUGAAAUUUUUACCAACUCUUCUGCCAGCCACCAUGAGCUCCGUAAAGCGGACCAAAGAGUCAACCUCAUCAAGUCAGCCACCACCAAGAGUGGCGGGAUCUACCUGUAUGCCAAUCAGAGGGGCUGUGAUGGAGACCGGUUGUACUAUGAUGGCUGUGCCAUGGUGGCCAUCAAUGGAGGGAUUGUAGCUCGUGGAGCACAGUUUUCCCUUGAUGAUGUGGAAGUGAUUACAGCCACUCUAGAUCUGGAGGACGUCCGCAGUUACAGAGGAGAACUCUGCCAGCCACAAAUGGAAGGACAACAGAAACCUUGCUAUAGGAUCAAAGUAGAUUUUUCUUUAUCAAGCUCUAAUGAUGUCUACCUCCCCACACACCAGCCAAUACAGUGGAUGUUUCAUACACCAGAGGAAGAGAUCAGUCUAGGGCCAGCCUGUUGGCUGUGGGACUACCUGAGGAGGAGUGGCCAGGGUGGUUUCCUUCUGCCUCUGAGCGGCGGUGUCGACAGCUCCUCCACUGCCUGUAUCGUCCACUCUAUGUGUGUGCUGCUGUGCCAGGCUGUGGAAGACAGCAACAGCCAGGUGCUGAAGGAUGUUCGCAGAGUGGUUGGAGAUGACUCCUACACACCGCAGAACCCAAAGGAGUUGUGUGCUCGCCUCUUUACUACCUGUUACAUGGCCAGUGAAAAUUCCUCUGAGGAUACAUGCAGCAGAGCCAGGGACCUGGCUGGGGAGAUUGGAAGCACACAUGUGAAUAUUAACAUAGAUGUGGCUGUCAAAGGCAUUCUGGGUAUCUUUUCAGUGGUAACUGGACGGUGGCCGCAGUUUUGUGCAAAUGGUGGAAGCAACAGAGAGAACCUGGCUCUGCAAAAUGUGCAGGCCCGGGUCAGGAUGGUCUUGGCCUAUCUUUUUGCCCAGCUGAGCUUGUGGGCCCGCGGUAGGCCUGGAGGACUGUUGGUUUUGGGCUCAGCCAACGUCGAUGAGAGCCUUACAGGAUAUUUCACCAAGUAUGACUGCUCCAGUGCAGACAUAAACCCCAUUGGUGGAAUCAGCAAGAUGGAUUUGAAGAGCUUUCUUGCUUACUGUGCAGAGCAGUUCCAGCUUACCUCUUUGAGAGGCAUCCUGGCCGCUCCCCCCACUGCUGAACUGGAGCCUCUGAAGGAUGGACGGCUGUCCCAGACAGAUGAGUCAGACAUGGGAAUGAUGUAUUCUGAGUUGUCGGUGAUUGGAAGGCUACGGAAGAUCUCAAAGUGUGGACCCUUCAGUAUGUUCUGUAAGCUCAUUCAUCUGUGGAGGGAUGUCCUUUCACCUACUCAGGUGGCCCAGAAGGUGAAGCACUUCUUCAGGAUGUACUCGGUGAACCGCCACAAGAUGACCACAGUUACUCCUUCCUACCAUGCUGAGAGCUACAGUCCUGAUGACAACCGCUUUGACCUUCGACCUUUCCUCUACAACACACAUUGGAACUGGCAGUUCCAGUGUAUUGAUAACCAGAUUUCCCAGAUGACAACAAGCCCAGCUGAUGGGGACCAGGGAAGACUUGAAGAGUAGAAAAACCCCACAGCCCUGUUCUCUCUGUCCAGGGUGUGUUUACAUAUCUUGAGUGGCUCAAAUCCAGAAUACGUUUCCUCCAGCUGUUUCAAAAAUUCAGGAGCUCACCAUGUCUGAACACAUUAAAAAUGUGUUAAACAUUUUAA
Molecule: messenger RNA, 2480 nt
Organism: Gambusia affinis (western mosquitofish)
Lineage: Eukaryota; Metazoa; Chordata; Actinopteri; Cyprinodontiformes; Poeciliidae
Gene: nadsyn1
Product: NAD synthetase 1
Exons: 21
Coding region: 211-2334 (707 amino acids)
Biological process (GO): NAD+ biosynthetic process
Cellular component (GO): cytoplasm
Molecular function (GO): NAD+ synthase (glutamine-hydrolyzing) activity; glutaminase activity; ATP binding
Source: RefSeq, a predicted model, not a curated record